AUGAUUACAAUGAUUAACAACAAAACUUUCAAUAGAAAAACUACGGGAACACUGAAGAAGCUGGUUUUGUCAUCAGACAAGUCACUGCGAAGAUCUUUCAACGGGGCAAGCAGUACUAAAGACUUCGUGUUCUCGGAAUCAAGUAAAGUAGAAGAAUGGUGGGAAUCAGCCAGAUUUAAGAAUAUCAGUCGUCCAUACUCAGCUACGGAUGUUGUAAAGCAUCGGGGCAGCCUUCCUGCUAAUACUUCAAUUUAUCCUUCAUCUUAUCAAGCUCGAAAGCUGUUCAACUUACUAGAAGAGAAUUUCAAGAAUGGUACUCCACUUCACACGUUGGGAGUUAUCGAUCCUGUACAAAUGAGUCAGUUGGCCCGUUGCAGAAAUAUCAAAGUUGCUUACAUAUCUGGUUGGGCUUGUUCUUCCACAUUAGUUGGAUCUACAAAUGAAGUAUCGCCGGAUUUUGGCGAUUAUCCAUACGAUACUGUGCCGAAUCAAGUGGAGAGAAUAUUCAAGGCGCAGCAAUUGCACGAUCGAAAGGCUUUCUUGGAGGCCUCCAUCAAAGGUUCUACUCCUGUUGAUUAUUUAAAACCAAUUAUCGCGGACGCAGACAUGGGUCACGGUGGCCCAACGACUGUAAUGAAAGUUGCUAAGUUGUUUGCGGAGAAAGGGGCUGCUGGUAUUCAUCUUGAAGAUCAGAUGGUGGGAGGCAAAAGGUGUGGCCAUCUAAGUGGGGCUGUUUUGGUGCCCACAGCAACACAUCUUAUGAGAUUGAUUUCCACCAGGUUUCAAUGGGAUAUCAUGGGGACAGAAAAUUUGGUUAUUGCAAGAACAGAUUCCUGUAAUGGUAAGCUGUUGAGUUCAAGCAGUGAUCCGAGAGACCACGAAUUCAUUAGGGGUAUAAUAAGAGAUAACGUGGUGCCUUGGAGCGAAAAAUUGAUUGAGAUGGAGGACAAAAAAAUUCCCAACUCCGCCAUUGCUGACAUGGAAAAAGAAUGGUACCAUGAAAAUGAGCUGUUUACAUUUGAAGAGGCCUUAGAAAAGCAGUUUACGGCAAGCGAGUUUGAAAGCUAUAAAGAAAAGAAGGAAGACCUUAUGGUAAACAAGCUGGGUAGAGCAUACCUAAGCUUAAGAGAAAUGAAACUUUUAGCUCAAGAAGUGACACCACUAAAGAAAAUUAUAUUUGACUGGGAUGCUCCGAGGACCAAAGAGGGAUAUUACAUGUUUAACGGUUGUAUUGAAGCAGCUAUUAGAAGAUCUUUGGUGUUUGCCCCAUAUUCUGAUAUGAUUUGGCUGGAAACGAAAACUCCUGACCUGGAGCAGGCACGCUCAUUUUCAAGAAAAAUUCAUAAACAACUUCCAGCUACCAAGCUAGUAUAUAACUUAUCUCCUAGUUUCAAUUGGAGCGCUCACGGCUUUGAUGAUAAGGCAUUAAAAUCCUUCGUAUGGGACUUGGCAAAAGAAGGCUUCACGUUGCAACUGGUUUCCCUUGCCGGUCUGCAUUCAGAUGGAGUAUCAUUCUGGGAAUUAGCCAAUAGCUUCCAAAGUGACGGAAUGAAAGCAUACGUCGAAAAAGUGCAAAAACGGGAAAAGGAGACUAAUUGUGAUAUCAUGACACACCAGCUAUGGUCUGGUGCAGAAUAUGUUGAUUCCUUAAUGAAAGUUGUCCAAAACGGUGCUUCAUCCCAAACUUUAAGUACAUCUGGUGAGAGCUUUACCGAAACGCAAUUUUGA
Saccharomyces cerevisiae S288C is the source of this 1728-nucleotide messenger RNA. RefSeq names its product methylisocitrate lyase ICL2 (gene ICL2). The transcript has a single exon. Gene Ontology annotation, cellular component: mitochondrial matrix. Gene Ontology annotation, biological process: monocarboxylic acid metabolic process. The record is from RefSeq and is marked reviewed. Gene Ontology annotation, molecular function: methylisocitrate lyase activity; catalytic activity; isocitrate lyase activity. Bases 1 to 1728 code for a protein of 575 amino acids. NCBI's taxonomy places the organism in Eukaryota, Fungi, Ascomycota, Saccharomycetes, Saccharomycetales, Saccharomycetaceae.